AAAGAUAAUAUAAAAAAAUAGCCAAGGAAAUACGCGUGUGUGACGUGCUAAUAGCAAAAUAGUUGUGCCUGCAAUUUUAAUUGUAAUGACUAAAUAGACUGAAUUUCGGGAAAGUGUUUGUGCAAUAAAAAGGGCAGCGCUCGCAAAGCGCACAAUAUAAUAUAAAGAAUUUUUCAAACUUUGGCUACUGGCUAUAGCAGCAGUACAAGAAGCCACUGCCACUGCCGCUGCCCCUCCUCCGUCGUAGUCGCCGUCGCAGUCGUUGUCGUUUGUCUACUUCGCUUUGCGUCCCGUAUGUAAAAUGUAACCGAUGGACGACGAAGCCGAACCAAACAGAUGAUAUUCACGCUAAGAAAAAAAAACAACAAAAACAAAAACCGAAGCGCAGCAGCAGCAGCAAACAUGUACAUAUAUGUAGCCAUAUUAUUCAAUGAGUGUGUGCGCGAGCGUAUAAAAGAAAAUUAGAUAAAAAAUAAAAUGAAAUUAGCGCACGCCUGAAUUUCGAGUUUGGCGCAAGGUGAACCGAACCGAACCAAACCGAACUGUGAAUGUUCAUAUAAAAAGUCGACGAAAACAAUUUUCAAUUUUCUCUUUGUGUGUGUUUUGUGCGUGCGAACCUGAAGUGCUGCCACCUGCAAUUGCAAUUGCAUUGAUUUAUGUGCAUACACAUACAUAUAUACAUAGUACAUAGUAAAAAGUUCAUUUCGCAGAGGAUAUAUAUAUAUACAUUAGUAUAUACAAUAUGCACAUAUGUGCAUAAAUGCACAGACACACAUAUAUGCUGGCUGACUGAUAAAAGCCUUACGCUCACUCUCACACACACACGGACACACGCACACAUACGAAUCACACAGAGCUUUUGACACAGACGAACACAGUGAGACUAGUUUGGCUUGGACGUCAUAGAAUUGCUGGAGGAGCAGGCAAUACAUAUAGAAGAAAGAACAGCAAUCAGCAAGUCCAAUGUCCAAUAAAAUAAAUCCGAAACGCCGUGAACCGACAGCAGCAGCAGCAGUAGCAGCAGCGACGGCAGUAGUGGCCACCAAUACGAGCAGCUCGACCGGCUCCAGUGCUGGCAACACAUCCUCGGCGAACACAUCGUCCUCGUCCAGCUCUUCACUGUCGUCCGCCGGUGGCGGUGAUGCGGGCAUGUCCGCCGAUUUGACAUCCCUUUUCGAAUGCCCCGUAUGCUUUGAUUAUGUGCUACCACCGAUCUUGCAAUGCUCCAGCGGGCAUUUGGUGUGCGUGUCAUGCAGAUCGAAGCUCACAUGCUGCCCCACAUGCCGUGGCCCAUUGGCCAACAUACGCAAUUUGGCCAUGGAGAAGGUCGCCUCAAACGUGAAGUUUCCGUGCAAACAUUCGGGCUACGGCUGCACUGCCUCACUGGUUUACACAGAGAAGACCGAGCACGAGGAGACCUGCGAAUGCCGGCCGUACCUUUGUCCCUGUCCGGGUGCCUCAUGCAAAUGGCAGGGACCGCUCGAUCUAGUCAUGCAGCAUCUGAUGAUGUCACACAAGAGUAUCACAACGCUGCAGGGCGAAGAUAUUGUAUUUCUGGCCACCGACAUUAAUCUGCCCGGCGCCGUCGAUUGGGUAAUGAUGCAGUCCUGUUUUGGCCAUCAUUUUAUGCUCGUACUGGAGAAACAAGAGAAAUAUGACGGACAUCAACAGUUCUUUGCCAUAGUUCAAUUAAUUGGAUCACGCAAAGAGGCUGAGAAUUUCGUGUAUCGCCUUGAAUUAAAUGGCAAUCGACGCCGUCUUACCUGGGAGGCAAUGCCACGUUCCAUACACGAGGGUGUUGCCUCUGCCAUACACAAUUCGGAUUGUCUGGUGUUCGACACAUCGAUUGCGCAACUGUUUGCCGACAAUGGAAAUCUGGGCAUCAAUGUUACCAUAUCUCUGGUCUAAACGGGCCAGGCCAUGUUGUGGCUUUGGCUUUGGCUUCUACAAAUAAAUGUGCAUCGUUUUUAAAACGAUACGAUUUUCGAUACACGAUAAUACAUAUAUACUUAAUGUCGCAUCAUCAUCAAAACGCUAAGACUUUGAAAUGUGGAGUGAAUGAAUGUACAUAGAGUAUGUAUGUAGAUCGGUUGGUCUGUCUGUCUGAUUGUCAGUCACUUGCCGUCUGGCGAUAAUUAUUAGUAGCUUUAGGGAUUUCAUUUAAUUAAAAGAAAAACACAAGCAAAGGAAA
Molecule: messenger RNA, 2191 nt
Organism: Drosophila innubila
Lineage: Eukaryota; Metazoa; Arthropoda; Insecta; Diptera; Drosophilidae
Gene: sina
Product: E3 ubiquitin-protein ligase sina
Exons: 2
Coding region: 964-1908 (314 amino acids)
Biological process (GO): proteasome-mediated ubiquitin-dependent protein catabolic process; multicellular organism development
Cellular component (GO): cytoplasm
Molecular function (GO): zinc ion binding; ubiquitin protein ligase activity; ubiquitin conjugating enzyme binding
Source: RefSeq, a predicted model, not a curated record